Molecule: messenger RNA, 903 nt
Organism: Haliotis rufescens (red abalone)
Lineage: Eukaryota; Metazoa; Mollusca; Gastropoda; Lepetellida; Haliotidae
Product: neuronal acetylcholine receptor subunit beta-3-like
Exons: 1
Coding region: 1-903 (300 amino acids)
Biological process (GO): chemical synaptic transmission; signal transduction; regulation of membrane potential
Cellular component (GO): synapse; membrane; neuron projection
Molecular function (GO): extracellular ligand-gated monoatomic ion channel activity; transmembrane signaling receptor activity; neurotransmitter receptor activity
Source: RefSeq, a predicted model, not a curated record
AUGAUCUGUAUGUCAAGUGAAAAUAUAUGGAUGCCCGACAUAACGCUCAUGAACACAGUUGAAGAGCGCAAGCUGCUGAACAAUCUGAACGCGCCUGCUUGUGUACAUCAUUCUGGAACGGUUGAAUGGGAACGAGGGGAUCUCUACCAAAGUCAGUGUGACUUUGACAUUACACAUUUUCCAUUUGAUACUCAGACCUGCCAUCUGAAUCUCUCCACGUGGACGACCACGAACAUAUCUGCUCGUUUCAUACCUUCAAUUGAUGAAAACAGCAGUACCGUCACAACUAAUGUGAAUGGACUGUGGAAGAUUAAAACUUUGUCAUCCGCUACCGCUGAUAACAAAUUUCCUGAAAUCGUUGUAACAGCAAUCUUACAGCGUCGGGCGUCAUAUUAUGUCCUCAAUCUCAUCAUCCCCGUCAUGUUUCUGUCCCUCCUCAGCUCCGUGGUCUUUGCUCUGCCUAUACAAUACGGGGAUAAAGUGUCUCUCUCCAUGACGGUUCUCCUCUCAUUCAGCUUGUUUCUGACGCAGAUGAGCAACAACAUGCCCAGGACGUCCCUACAAACGUCCUACCUCACCAUCUACAUGACCCUGCUCCUCACUCUCAGCUCCCUUACUGUGGCAAUAUCAGUUUUCAUUCUUAAGAUCCAUCAGAGAACGGGAGAUGUACCUGUAGUGUUGCAGAAUUAUGUCACAUUUUGGAAAUAUGUUAUUCCUAAUCCGCCUUUGAAUGCAAUGGAAUCUGAUGAACAGGACGAUCCAGUUGAAGACAUUGAUCAGAAGAAGUGCAAUACAGUGGUCACCUGGAAAGAUGUAUCUCUUGUACUUGAUGCUCUGUGUCUAAGAUUCUUCUUCCUGCUUAAUGUUGGUUGUGGUAUUAUUUUCUUUGCCCUUGUCAUUUGA